Messenger RNA from Fibroporia radiculosa, 759 nucleotides. RefSeq lists its product as uncharacterized. NCBI's taxonomy places the organism in Eukaryota, Fungi, Basidiomycota, Agaricomycetes, Polyporales, Fibroporiaceae. The transcript has 3 exons. Bases 1 to 759 code for a protein of 252 amino acids. The record is from RefSeq and is a predicted model, not a curated record.
AUGUUUGGCGUGGCGCCGCCCCAGGUGCUAUACCACACUCGGCAUGCCGUGCCAUCAGUGGGCGGCAACGCAGGGUCUGCUGGUGCCAAGUCCUUACUACAACAGCAACAGCACUACUCUCCCAUGGAGCCGCUCCGUAGUCCCGUAUCCCCCGGCACCCGCAAUCGCAAUCAGUCUGCAUACAAAGGCAAGUCGAAGAAAAGCAGCCGCCCCGGGACGGCCGAAUCCUCCGAGCCGCUGCUAGACCAUGCAGUGAACGCUGAAUGGGAUCGACCGCUGUCUGCUCCCUUGUCCGACGUGUAUCUGCAUUAUAGGCACUCGUUGAAUUCCCUUAAUGACAUUAUUGACAGGGAUGACAAGCAGUCCUUGGCGGAGCUGCACGACUAUCUCAGCAGUAGGAACGACCUGUUUGAGGAGUCUCCUGCGGAGGACGAGCCUCUUGUCAUCUCUACCCCAACUACGAAGGCCGAGCGCAGACGUUCUUUGCCGUCCCGUAUGUCGCUGACGUCUCUUUCGUCGGAGUGGAGCGCCCUCCCUUCGCCUCCUCAAGAAUCGGCGUUCCAGACGCGUCGGCGCAGAGCGGCCAAGUUGACGCAGUUCUUUGGAGUCAACUACCGCGAUCUCAUGAGUGAGAUUCUUGACAGCAUCGAGAAAGGGCUUGAGGAAGAAAGCGGUAAGGGUACUUUGAAGCCAGAUGAAGUUCAGGAUCUACUACAGAAGCUUGUCAAGUUGAAGACGAAGCGCAACAACCUUUCUUGA